UCAAUGACAUCACGGUGUUGCUAUCAAACAACUGUGUGAAAGAUGUGCAGGUGAAAUAGUAUAAAUAGAAAGUUACCGGCAAUCAUGGCUUCAAUGAUCACAUCGAGUGCUGGAGAAAGGGUUGAUUUUGAUUUCUUCGAUACACCUAGAAACAAUAUUGAGUCUUUGGAAUCAUUAGACGAGAACAAUAGAAUUUACGAAGGGCCUCACUCUGAGAAAAGCAGUGAAAAACAUGGCGACGUGAGCUUUAGAGCGAAAGAAAAGAAAUACUCUGAUUCUGAAUCAAGUGACAGUGAGAUUGAUAGUGAUGUAGACUCGGAAUCUGAUAAAUCAUAUAGUUCAGAAGGAUCCACAGCACGAAUCCGAAGUAAGACCAAGCAAAAGAAAACUAGCAAAAAAGGGGGUUCUUACAGUUACUCUAGUGAUUCAAGUACAUAUUCCGACGACUCAUCAGGGGAUGAAAGUAGAAUCAUUGAGGAGGAAAGAAGAAAAGCUCAAAAGAAAGAGUCGCGAUAUAAUCGUCCGAAUGAUAAAACAAAAGAAGCCUGGGGACAAGGAAUUGAAAGAAUAGAUAUAACGAAGAAAACACCAUCCACAGAAGAUUUGUCCAAGAGAGAAAACAAAUCGUCAAACGGCAAAUCAGGAUCAGAUAGUGAAAUGACUGAUGUAUCUCCUUUGCCGUCCCCAAGGGAUUUAGACAAUGGUCAUGUGCAAUAUUCAGAUCAAGUCAAUGAUUAUUCUGGUGAGGUUCAACUCAAGAGCAAACAGUUGGACUUGAGCAUCUUAAUGGACGCUGUGUCUGAAAUUGAUAAACAGCAAAGACUUAAGAGCAAUAGGAGAGUGAUGUUUGAGCCUCCUAAAUCCCACUGUAAUGACAAGUCAAAUUUCACAUUUGAUACUCAUAGGGCAAAGCUCAUUGAAAAGGAAAACCAAAGACUUUUGAAAGAAAUUAUGAGGCAUAUAGGACCAAAUCAGCCAAAGAAGAAGAGGUCAAAACCUCAUGCAGUAAGCGCACAGCGUGUCACUCCUUCAGCAAUUAACAGACAGAGAGACCAAAGGAGAAUAGAAAGUGAAAACAUGCAAUUCUUGCAACGCUUGCAGCAUACCCGCCCUACCAGGGGAUUGUCAAGGACGGAACAGCUCAAAGAAUACAAGCACACACUCCUUCACGGAGUCCCUAUAGCAGCGAUGCACACAUCCCCUGUACCAAACAAGACCUUUGGGGAGGGGAACAUUACCCUAGGCUCUACCAUGGGGAGCACAGGUGGAAGGUCAAGGCCAAGCAGUGCUAAAUCUAAUGCCAGCACUAUCCGAUCUCGUCCAGGAAGUGCAAAAUCCAUAGCUAGUAGUGUUGUCAGUCGGCCUUGCAGUGCAAAGUCCACAUCCAGAUCUGUAGACAAUCGUCCAGCAUGGAAUGAUCGUUUUGCUUUUUCUUAAAAUGGAAAAUUUUAUUGUUGUGAUCACCAUGAUUGAUUUUAAGAUUUUAUGAACUGUGUCAUUAUUUCGAUUCAGGCUUCAGCAAAAAUAGGAGUAGCAUGCUCAAGAGUUGCUUUUGUUUGUACAGUGUACAUGUAUAAGGCUCAAUUAUUGCAAAAGAUAUGAAUAAGCUGUCCCAAUAUUUGUUUAGCUGUCUCAGCCCAGACUAGUAACCUGAAUGCAUUUAUACUUGUACAGAUCUUUAAUACAAAUUUUGUUUUCUCAUGAUUGUUAUCAUAGGCAUUAGUGUUUUUUGUUGUUAAAACUAUGAAUGAAUUGUGUUUUGUGAGUUGAUUCUUUGCCACUUAAUCAUGAUUUGAUUUAAAUAAGUAACCUUGUGAACAGUAAGAUUUUGUGACAUGUUACAUGUAAUUUAUUGGUGCACGAGUUGCUAGGUUGGCUAUAACUCUAUUGAAGAAUUUAGUAGAUAAAUCAUUAUACAUUGUCAAAGAUAAUAUUGUACAUCCAUUAUCAAUGUAAUACUAGUAUUGAAUCAUGAAUCAAUUUAUAAAUUUCAUCUUGUUUAGUUGAUACGAGUCCAUAAAGUUCCAGUAUAGAAAAAGAUAUUUCAGGUGGAUAAUUUGUUUAGUAAUGUUUCUUUGAAAUCUAUUUCCUCGAAAAAGAGUAGAGUGUUGUAUGCAUAUGCUAAGUAAAUAAAUGCAACACAUUGUAAUGUAUUAUGUAUAUAACUGUAUGCACUUUUUAAAGCUCAACCUUUUUUUCAUUGGUGGUUGUGUAAUCAUUGAGAAAUACAUGUAGUAAACCAGGGUAAGGGCCACAACUCUGUAUAUAUUUGUGAAUGUAAACGGGGCUUUUUUUAUAUUAAAGGAAGGUAUUUCCUGGAGAAAAUUUUCAUUGUAAAGUCUUAGCAACAACUUCGUUUUCAAAUAAAGAAAAUGUUAGUUA
Messenger RNA from Magallana angulata, 2382 nucleotides. RefSeq names its product cilia- and flagella-associated protein 97-like. The transcript is spliced from 2 exons. The record is from RefSeq and is a predicted model, not a curated record. The coding region runs from base 85 to 1437 and encodes 450 amino acids. Lineage: Eukaryota; Metazoa; Mollusca; Bivalvia; Ostreida; Ostreidae.